UUUUGCGCUUGGGUACCGACAGUAACUCACGUGAUUUCACGUCUAAGAUACCCUGCUAUCUUUAAAAGUUGAUCAUUAAUACUAUUCAUUAUGCAAAAUGUAAAUAAAAGGCAUACCCGCAACAGCUAAAACCCCGUGCAUUCGAGUCGAAGUCAGUUGUCGAAAAGAUAAUGCUGUUGGUGACAACGUGAACAAGUAAAAUAACCGUCCUGAAUUCUGAACAAGCGAUCCUGAUUUCAAUUAAAUACCAUCUAAUUAUUCGAUAUAUUUAAAUAAUCAGUACAGGUAGUAAUUCUCUUCGUUAUAAGGGAUCACGGAGUAAAUUUUAGGAUGUUUUCGCCAGUCAUGAAGAAAACAAGCACUCCAGCGGACUAUGUUCUCUAUCCUCUUACUAAUGGACAAGAUGCACAAUUCUGCUUGCAGGAGUCAGGAACAGACAAUUCUAAUGCAACAGAUGCAUACCAACAAAUGGACUUCAGAAGCUACGGCCUGGCGGAAUGGAGAUAUCAUAGCAAAGGAAAUAGUCAUUGCAAUCAGACUUCAUUUGUUCUUUCUGGGCAGCAGAUUUCGCAGAAUCUCGCAGUAGGCAUACAUAAUUGUGUCUUGAAUAAGACCUCGAGUUCGGCAGAUGAGGACCGGAGGAUGAUAGUAAACGCAAGAGAAAGGAGGCGUAUGCGAAAGAUGAACGAAGCAAUGGACGCACUGCGUCGUGUCGUGCCGAAUUAUCCAUCCAAGGGUAAAACAAGUAAAAUGGAGACUUUGCUGUUAGCACAAACGUAUAUUUUGGCGUUAUCACGGUUGCUAAAGGAGCCGGAUCGUAAUGGAGAUGAUAUUCAAGUUGACGAAAACUCGUUGGCUGCUAGCAUAACGGAUAAAAUCGACGCCAGCGAGACGUGACAUCAUUCAAAGAACGCAAAAUACAGCAGCGUAUUCUUUAAAAAAACUGUUUCUAUAGAACUACUACAGACAAACAUAUAAUGCAUUCCGAAGAAGAAUUGGUUCUUCUGACCAGGACUCACCAAGUUGUUGCUAUCGUAUUUAAUCAUUGGACCUUUAAAUAAAACUUCUGAUGUAAACCUUUUAAGAACAGUCUUGUUGGUUUAAUGGAACGAGUAAAAUAUAGGCCUAUUAUAAUAUAAUACGCUUGUUUUCAAGUACCAGUAGACACCAUUCGAUUAAAAUAGGAAUAACAAUUAUAUUAUAUGGUGCUUAUUAUUUUAUAUUAUGUAUAUAUUAAUUCUUGUAUUUUUAAGAGAUUUUAAAUAACUUCAAAGAAUCGACGCACAACAAGUGUUUUUUUUUGGUUUUUUUUUUUUUUUUUUUUUUUUUCUCUUU
Messenger RNA from Anneissia japonica, 1335 nucleotides. Its product is annotated as transcription factor SUM-1-like. Bases 331 to 897 code for a protein of 188 amino acids. NCBI's taxonomy places the organism in Eukaryota, Metazoa, Echinodermata, Crinoidea, Comatulida, Comatulidae. The transcript has a single exon. The record is from RefSeq and is a predicted model, not a curated record. Gene Ontology annotation, molecular function: protein dimerization activity.